UCAUAGAACAUUCAUUCGUGAAUCAUGCCGAUUGGUCAUUUUCAUUUGGUCAUUGGCUUUGCCGUUGCCGCUGCCGCAGCUACUAGAAUAGUUCACUCCAUUCUGUCACUUUUCUAAUUAAAUAUUCAUUUUUCAUGGUCAUUAGAGAUUGCUGAUUCUGCAAAUGAACGUUUUUUCUAUUGCUAAUUAGUGCUCAAUAUUAUCAGAUAAGAGUUUCCUCAUCAGACUGACGAUGUUCAAGUGGAAUUGUGAUUUAUCGCUCUUCAAAAAUGCAACCGUUAUUAUUCCUACAAUCUCAGUGGCGAACGUGGCUCAGCUGACAGUGGAUCUUCUCAUAACCAACACAUCAGCGAAGCGCGUGGGAUCGGUGUGGAGCAGGGCUUUUAUUCCCUAUGUAGGGCUGGACUCGUUCAACGAUGAUUCGAAUUCUCAGACUAAAGAUCUCUCCUGUAUGAUCGAAUUGUACCAAACUGGAAGUGAUAUCCUAAUUUUUCAAAUAAGAUCACCGUAUGCCAACAAAUUUGAUAUCAAAUCGUGUGUGAGAGAAUUAGUGGACACAUUGAAAGGACUGGAUGUGAAAAGGUUGUUGAUCUUGACCGCAGUUUACGAUCACUGUCGACUCUCUCAGGAACUCGAUGAUAAGUCUAGCGCAGCGGAAUUCCGCUACAUAGAAUCACCGGAGUUCCACACACAAUACCACCAGGAAAUCGAGAAUCUGCCGUUGAAACAGUAUUUACAAGGCAGUAGACUUAACGAAACAUCUUCCAAUAACCCGUAUUGUUUGAAGCAUUGUGGUACAGGGUUUGCUCAUGAUCUCCUAUCAGCAUGUGUUGAACGGCAGGUACCAGCCUUAGUUUUCUUGAGCUUCACGUCUGAUGGAUUCAACAAUAUGCUGGCUGUCAAGUUUUUCAGGUUAAUUUCCAUGUGGCUUCCGUUCAGUGUUGGCGACCGUGUACUCUUUCCUCAUUCGUGGAAAUUUCUCACAGGCCAGCCAGACCGAUUCGCGGGUAGAGACUUGAACCGUGAGUUUGAUGUUGGUGAAGUUCUACAAUUUUUGAAAUGCUGAGUUCAUACUUAGCUAUCAGCACAAUAAUAAUUUCUCAUUAAGGUAAUACGUACAGUAUUCUGAUAAGAGAGUCAAGACUUCGUCUUAUAUUCUAAUCUUGAAUCAAUUUAGACAAGGUACUGAUACUCUUAUCCUCGUACAUUAUCAAUUCUAUUAGAAAUAUUCGUUAUUAUCAUUGUACAUGAUAGAACUGAUCGUUACUUAUUAUCCUGUUGAUGAAUAGGACAUGAUUAAAUUAAAUAUUAUUUAAUGGAGAUGAA
This is a messenger RNA of Nilaparvata lugens (brown planthopper), 1326 nucleotides long. RefSeq lists its product as uncharacterized. Lineage: Eukaryota; Metazoa; Arthropoda; Insecta; Hemiptera; Delphacidae. Gene Ontology annotation, biological process: proteasome assembly. Gene Ontology annotation, cellular component: cytosol; nucleus. The record is from RefSeq and is a predicted model, not a curated record. The transcript is spliced from 2 exons. The coding region runs from base 233 to 1066 and encodes 277 amino acids.